AUGGCAUCUGAUAUUGGUCUACCUACACUUGAGGCGUACGACGUGUCGCCUAGAACCGGGUUUCUGCGCGAAAUUGUGUCUUGCGAAUCCCAUUUGCACCCAUACUUCCAUCCAUGGUACUUCCAUCCAUGGAUCCGCGUUACUCGGGACUUGCAAAGUUUGAUCAAGGACAAUCGAAUACGAAGCGUCGUGGACGGGCUUCUGGUCCUGAGCCGCGAGCGUCUCGAGACAACAUCGCAGCGCAAAAAAGCAUACUCGAUGCUGGGCUUCAUUUGCCAUGCUUACAUUUGGGGAGGUCAAGAGCCCGCAGAUCUAUAUCACCUUGAUAGCCUCGCAACUCAGAUUACCUUCACGGGUUCGAUCGACGAGAGCUGGUUCUACCUCGUCUCGGUGGCCAUCGAGGCUAGGGGCGGUCCACUAAUCGGGGCCAUCUUGGAUGCAGUUCGUUGGCAUCCAGGAUAUAUGCGCCGUGUCAACUGCGACCCACACUUAUUCGACCACAAGAUAUGUCUGUUUCUCUCCGGUAGCAGUGGAAAUGAAAAACUCCCUAACGGCGUAUACUUUGAUAACGGAACACAUCCAAUGCAACCAUUUCGAUUUGCUGGAGGAUCGAAUGCCCAGUCGAGUCUGAUUCAAUUCAUUGACAUCGCGCUGGGUGUCACACAUUACCCCACCGGGAUCAGUGCAGGAAAACGCAACACUGAUUCGUUCCACGAGGAGAAGUCUGAAGUUUGUGUCGACCUGGCCCUCAUCGCCGCUUCCUAA
Talaromyces atroroseus is the source of this 765-nucleotide messenger RNA. RefSeq lists its product as hypothetical. Gene Ontology annotation, biological process: 'de novo' NAD+ biosynthetic process from L-tryptophan. The record is from RefSeq and is a predicted model, not a curated record. NCBI's taxonomy places the organism in Eukaryota, Fungi, Ascomycota, Eurotiomycetes, Eurotiales, Trichocomaceae. Gene Ontology annotation, cellular component: cytoplasm. The transcript has 3 exons. Gene Ontology annotation, molecular function: heme binding; metal ion binding; indoleamine 2,3-dioxygenase activity. Bases 1 to 765 code for a protein of 254 amino acids.